Messenger RNA from Cryptomeria japonica (Japanese cedar), 1392 nucleotides. RefSeq lists its product as uncharacterized. Lineage: Eukaryota; Viridiplantae; Streptophyta; Pinopsida; Cupressales; Cupressaceae. The transcript has 4 exons. The coding region runs from base 1 to 1392 and encodes 463 amino acids. The record is from RefSeq and is a predicted model, not a curated record.
AUGAUUCAAGAGUUGGAAGCCAGGAGGACUAUUGAAGACAAGAUCAGAGAGAAAGAGCAUGAGAUCUUUAAACUGAACCAAGCGGUUGGAACCCUGACUGCAUAUCUUCAAGAGGAAAAAAAAGAAAAAGAAGAAGUAAAGGUUGAUCUAGACAUGGAUAUGUCCCUUAGAGAAAGUCUUGUGAAGAAGAAUGAAGACCUUAUUAAGGAUUUGGCUGAUGCUAAUGAGUUAUUGGCUAAAUUUAACAAGAGCACUGCUAUGCUUGAUGAACAAAUUCAAUCACAGAGGCAGAAAGGAGAGACACAUGGCUUGGGAUACACAACCUUUGAGAAAGGAGACCCUUUUGAUACCAAGGACACCUUGCAUGUAGACAAAUUUGCACCUAAGACAAAGAAGACCACUAAAACCUUUAGGGAAGAUAUUCAAGAAAUUAUUUCUAAGACAAGGGCAUUAUUUCUUACAAAGAAAAGAUUGACAAGGUUAUUAGUUGGUGAAUCUCAAUCUGUAAAUGUUGAAACUGAGCAAAUUUUGAAGAACUUUUUAGGACUUAUUCCUAAAGAAGAAGAACAUGAGAGAUUAAAGGGAGAAGAUCUCCCUGAAAAUUUGAAUAUUAAUGACAUUAUACCGGAUGAGAUUGUUUUUGCUGACACAAGCACUAAGCAAGAUCCAAUCAUUAUCCUUGAUGAAGAGACUAUGUUACUAGGAGCUACUUCAACCGAUACAGGUGAAGUGAACACAGAAGCAUAUAAGAAAGAUGAAGAAAAGAUAGAUGAAGAAAUGACAGAGAAAUCGGUGAAUGACCAAAAAGAUAAUGCUCAAACCACUAAGUCAACAGAAGCACAAGAGCCACCGAUAAAUGAUGAUGAUGAGGAUGAUGACAUUGUAAGCAUUCAAGGACCAAUCAAUAUGGACAUGCUAAGUCCUACUGAGCUAAUGGAGAUUGCAUCUACAAUGCAAUCUAAGGCACAAAAUAAGAUUAUGAAAGCACAAAGAAAAGAGGCUCAAACUAUUCAAAGUGCAAUUGAUAUACUUUCCAGUAUACUACUGGAGACUGAUAUUGGCAGUCUUCGUACACCUAUUGACAAACUGGAACAUUUGGUUUCAUUAGCAGGUGAGCAGAUGGAAAGCCUUGAAGAAGCUACAAUUAAGAAUGUGGAAAAGGAAUAUGAGAAUAGAAGAAUUGAACAAUUGAUGAAGUCUAUUGACAGAGAUAAAGUUGGUCUUAUUGUCAAAUUGGAUCUAAUUAAAGAAUCAUUACAAACUGGAGGUGCAGCGAGGAAGGGUGUUGUAGGGGGUUGGGGGUGCUCAACGGCUGUGGGGGUGGUGCUGGGUGCAGAGGGGGCUGCAGGGGUUUUGGGGGGUGGGGCUUUGGCUGCGCGGGGGCAGGGUUGA